ACCGGCGGCAUGAUGCGUAUCUCCCUGCUGGUUCUGGCCCUCACUGCGGUCUGCGACGGCAUCCUCCCCGAGAUAGUGCACCCUGGAGUGGACCACAUCCUGGAGGAUCACCCAGGACAGGCGGAGCCGGGCCGGGUGGAGGUGGAGGUGGAGCAGCUGCAGGAGGCUCCGCAGCAAAACGCCCAGGAUGCGACUCACCCAAAAGACGUCGACAGUGGGAGCAUUGAUCCCAGUGACCUUCCUCCAGAUCAUCACAAUGAAUCCGCUUCUGAUAAAGUGAUUGAAGAUGAAUCCGACCACACAUCAUCAGUGGACCUGGAGAACCACAACGUGACCACCACAACCGUCCCAGACAGUGACCUGGGCAACACCAUCGAUCAUGGAUGCAUCAGUGAUGAGGACUGUGGGAAGGGAAGGUAUUGCCUUAAUGUCAUGCACGGCUCCAAGUGUUUGCCUUGCAAAGCAAUCGAUGUGUCAUGCACUAAAGACGAGGAGUGCUGUGCUGCUGAGCUGUGUGUGUGGGGUCAGUGCAGCCCGAAUGCAACCAAAGGAGACGCUGGCAGCACUUGUCAGUACCAGACGGACUGCAGCCCAGACCUCUGCUGUGCUUUCCAUAAAGCCCUGCUCUUCCCGGUGUGCUUGGCCAAGCCCAUCGAGCGUGAGCGCUGCUUCGGUGCCUCCAACCACCUGGCGGAGCUGUUGUCCUGGGACAGUCAGGACAAGGGACCACGGAAACACUGCCCCUGUGCAGGAGAUCUCCACUGCCAGCACCUGGGGAGAGGGUCCAUGUGUCUGAAAGGAGAAGAUUCUAGUGAAGAGGACAUGGCAGACACACUUUACUCAGAGAUAGACUACAUAAUCUAGACACAGCUUCGUUUGAUUCAUAUUGCCUUGGAAACAACUAGACUGAGAUCUCCUCCACUCUAGAGCUUUGCACUUUGUUAUCAAGCUCAAUCCAAAGUCAAAAAGUAAAACAGCACUGAAAGUAGAGAAAAAUAUAUUUAUUUUAUUUGCUGUAAUUAAGACCUGAAGUUAAUAAUGCUGGUGUUCAUGGUGUCUGAAA
Molecule: messenger RNA, 1063 nt
Organism: Limanda limanda (common dab)
Lineage: Eukaryota; Metazoa; Chordata; Actinopteri; Pleuronectiformes; Pleuronectidae
Gene: dkk3a
Product: dickkopf WNT signaling pathway inhibitor 3a
Exons: 7
Coding region: 10-864 (284 amino acids)
Biological process (GO): multicellular organism development; negative regulation of canonical Wnt signaling pathway
Cellular component (GO): extracellular region
Molecular function (GO): co-receptor binding; receptor antagonist activity
Source: RefSeq, a predicted model, not a curated record